AUGUCCCCUACACCACCAAAAGCUGAGGAACCUCCACAAAAGAGACCCCGAGGCCGCCCGCGCAAGGAUGGCAGACCAGCGGGAUCGGUGCCAAAAGUCGCAAAGCCGGCCAACCACCCUUAUACCAACUUAGCGCACCCUAUUGAUGGAUCGGUAAUCAAACGCGGACGAGGAAGACCCCGGAAAGUACCCCUUGUCCUCACUGUGCCAGCGCAAGGUAAUGGUAUCGACGACAAUACCACUGUUGCGCCAGACGCUUCUUCGAGGACACCACAAAAGCAGCAAAAGAUGUCAGACCAACCAAAGCGUCUAGAAGAGCUCGAUGUUUCGACAGAUCAAAGUGAAGAAACGCCAAAGCAGUUCUGCCUUUCGCAAACUGGCGGCUCCGGGCAGGGACAAAAAUGCGAAAAUUUCUGGACGACAGAGUAUGAAGGUCCGAAUGAUCUCAAGAUGAUGACGUUGAAAGAUAACAUAGCCCGACAGCAACUUCAGUGCAAGAGGUGGGCUGAAGACAGGCAGCACAGGCUGAGGGCUGCAGCAGGCCCGGGGGCAGCGUGGGGAAAAAGAUGGGAACUACCGAAGUACGGAGUUGAGGACGAAAUCCCCAAAGAACUUGGUCAAAUCGAUAAAUUCAUGUUUCCGCAGUUGGCGAUUGUUGCGAGUGGACCAGCACUGGAGUCCGAAGUCGUUGAAGAAGUUCCCAAGGAACUUUGUCAAACCGAUGAAUCGAUGUUCCCCCAGUGGUCGGGUAAGACGAAAAAAUGGGCUCGCGAACUGCAUGGAGUUUAUGACGAGCGUCCUUUCUGGGAGGAUACAAAUAUGCAAGCUUCUCCUUCGAAAGCGGCAGGGCGACGAGAGUAG
This is a messenger RNA of Pyrenophora tritici-repentis Pt-1C-BFP, 861 nucleotides long. RefSeq lists its product as uncharacterized. The record is from RefSeq and is a predicted model, not a curated record. Gene Ontology annotation, molecular function: DNA binding. Lineage: Eukaryota; Fungi; Ascomycota; Dothideomycetes; Pleosporales; Pleosporaceae.